UCUAUAUAUGUAAAUAACAAUAUAGUAAUGACAAACAUAAUGUUAAUUCAUACAGGAGUAUAUUAUACGGCAAAGUGUGUGGUGUAAUAUUUAGGGGUUUUUACUUGGAUAUUACUAAUUUUGAACCAAUUACCCAAAAAGUGAACACUUUUAAAAGGGACAAAAAAGUGAUCAAGAAGGUCAUAUAUGUGCAGGUAGAAAACAUGAUGUAACUGCAAAAAAAAUUAUGUCACUGCGUGUUCGUUUUUUUGUAACUACAACCACCACCCAUGUCACUACAACCACCGCCCAGGUCACUGUAGCCACCGCCCGUGUCACUACAACCACCGCUCGUGUCACUGUAGCCAUCGUCCGUGCCAUUGUAACCACCGCCCAUGUCACUGUAGCCACCGCCCGUGUCACUGUAGCCACCGCCCGUGUCUCUGUCGCCGGAAACGUGUUGCUGUGAAGGCCGAAAAAUUCUCUGAUGACUUUUUCCGGUGAUUUUUCCAAUGACACUGCCACUGCCUCCCUCCGCAAAAAUAUUGUUGAAUUAGUCACUAAAAUGAACGCCCCACCGGUUAAGUCGCUGACCACCACCAUAGUGGGCCGCAACAGGCCGCCACUCCCCGCAACACCCUGCCUCCCUGCCUGGCUGCCCAACCACCAUCACCACAUCCCUGCACUACCCCAUCACUCGUGCCCAGCUCCGCCCUUAUCACCCCAACCCUGCGCUCAUCACUUCAGCCCUGCCCCACCCCCCACAAGCUGCCCCACACCACCGGAAUGCCCCAGCCCUCAGCCCCCAAACCCAACCUGUAGUCCCUAACCCUAGCUCCCAACCGCCAUCCCACAACCUCCGCUAGUAACCCUAGCCACAACCUCCACCAAUUUAGAUUCCGACCGUCCAAUGCCAGAUCUGAAAUUUUAAGUGUUAAAAAGGAUGGUGAAGCCCCUAAAAUCGAAGAAAAUUAGAAGAAAUAGAAGCAAGGGGCAUGGCAAUGUCGACAACGGCGACUGCGCGUACAAGGGCGGUGGAAACCGGAGGCUACGGACUAUAGACGGAGGCAAUUUGGAAUGGCGAUUUGGAGGUGGAGCUGUCAUCUUCACCACAUCUUUGUCGAAGGAAGUUGUUUGGAGCUGGGGAGAUAACCGGUCGGGAGGUGGAGCUGUCAUCUCCGCCGCAUCUUUGUUGAAGGAAGUUGUUUGGCGAGAUAACCGGUUUGGGAGAGAGAGGUGCGGGCGACGAGGAUACGAAUGGCGACGAUGACCAGCGGAUGGCGCAGGCAAGGCGGAUUGCACAGGGGAGGCAACUGGCGGCCAUUGUAGGUUGUGAGGUCAAUGAUGAACGAGCUAUGGCACAGAUGAGACAGAUUGCGCAGGGGAGGUGAGAUGCGUAGAUUUGGAUCGGGAGAGAAGAAUAGAGUCAC
Messenger RNA from Cuscuta epithymum, 1409 nucleotides. Lineage: Eukaryota; Viridiplantae; Streptophyta; Magnoliopsida; Solanales; Convolvulaceae. The record is from the annotation of a GenBank genome assembly.